Molecule: messenger RNA, 766 nt
Organism: Esox lucius (northern pike)
Lineage: Eukaryota; Metazoa; Chordata; Actinopteri; Esociformes; Esocidae
Gene: nppal
Product: natriuretic peptide A-like
Cellular component (GO): extracellular region
Molecular function (GO): hormone activity; hormone receptor binding
Source: RefSeq, marked provisional
AAGAAUAGGCGAGGGAAACGGCUUGGACAACCUUAAGAGACAAGUGGAGACCACGAACUAUAUUAAAAUGAUUUCAAAUAUUCAAUUUUGCUGUUUAUCUGUCCUUGUACUUCUGAAUUUGGUAGGAGCCAAACCCGUGUCCAAUUUACAGAGCCUGAAGGAGCUUCUGGAGGAGAGUAAUGUACCGUAUUAUGGGUCGGAGGAGAGCGAGGUGGAUGAUAAAGACUUGAAUACAGAGAAGGAAGCUUUCACCGGGGAAGUGGUCCAACCUUGGCUCACCGAAGACCGUUCCGCGCUUACAGGAAAGGAGAACGCAGUUGCGCGCCUUCUGAGUGACAUUAUGACAACACCCAAGCGUUCGUGGGGCCGGUUUAAGAAGGGUGGAAUGAGAAGCUGCUUCGGAGUUAGACUAGAGCGAAUUGGGUCAUUCAGCGGACUUGGAUGCUAAAGGUUUUAUUGGCUGUUAAUCAGAGAAAGAAACAACGCUUAGGCUACUAUACAGUAACUCUUCAACAUGGAUGAACCUGUUCAAAUCAGAAAUUGACUGAGAGUUUACAAUGUUGUUUGUGAUGUAUGUAUGUGAUGUAGAUGUAUGUAUAUUUGUGGGUUGCAUUUGGCUUAAUUAAUGUUCAUAAUUGUUAACUUAUUAAUUGUAGCACCUCUUUAUUUAUUUAUUUAUUUAUUUGUCUAUUUGUUUGUAAGAAAGUAAUGUCCAAAUUUGCAAUAGAUUAUAGCCUAUAGAAGAUAAAUAAAUAUUUUGCAUAAU